Musa acuminata subsp. malaccensis (wild Malaysian banana) is the source of this 2291-nucleotide messenger RNA. RefSeq lists its product as uncharacterized. Gene Ontology annotation, cellular component: cortical microtubule. Lineage: Eukaryota; Viridiplantae; Streptophyta; Magnoliopsida; Zingiberales; Musaceae. The record is from RefSeq and is a predicted model, not a curated record. Gene Ontology annotation, biological process: cortical microtubule organization.
UCUCCUCCUGUCGUUGUUUAAGAGUUUCUUCUCUUUCUUCUCUCGCUCUCAAUCGCCUCCUACUCUGGAUCCGAUCUUGGAGGACCCCCCUCCACUCCGACGACGGCGAUGGCAUCAGCGCUCACAUGAGCCGCAUCUCCGAGGACUCGCUGAUCUCUUCGAGGAAUUCUCCGGCGGCGUCGUUGCUUCUCCGGCGCGGGAGGAGCCUCGUCAGCGGAGGGCGGGUGUCGGCGGAGGGGGACGGCUUGGAGCUGGAUCUUUUCUCCAGGAGCCGCAUCGCUGGCCCUCCGAUCGGAUCUGCCUCCGGAUCCGACGUCCAGGAAGGAUCUAACAAAUUUGUUGGGGAACCCAAGAUUGGGAGGAUCGGCAUGGAUGAUUUGCUGGAUGCCGACAUCGGGAAGCACGAUUACGAUUGGCUUCUAACUCCCCCUGGAACACCACAGGCUGCUCCAUUGGUUUCUAGUGAGAGUCAGUUACCUACUGUGGCACCUAAGCGUAGUUCUACUGCUAGAUCAUCCUCAACUACAAGAGCAUCUAGGCUUUCUGUUUCUCAAACAGAGAAUGGCCAUUCUGUAAGACCUGCUAGAAGUAGUUCGGUCACUCGUGCUUCUGUCUCAUCUAGCUAUGUAUCUAAUAACAAUCGAACCUCAGUCCUCAAUACUAGCUCUGCUUCGGUCACCUCAAGGCCAUCAACCCCAAGCAAGAGACCGGUUACCCCUUCAGCUGCAAAGUCAUCGACCCCAGUCUCUCGUCCUGUGCCGAUCCGUUCAUCCACUCCUCAAAAAACCCGACCAACCUCUGUCUCUCCAGGUCUUAAAUCUGAACCAUCACAGAAUUCUAGGCCUGCAACUCCAACCUCUAGAUCUCAAAUUUCUACCAGUGUAAACUCAAACUCUAGUUCCAUAGUAGCACGUUCGACUUCCCGGCCGUCAACGCCCACUCGUCAGCCCAUUGCUCGAACAACAACACCAACCUCGACUGUAGGGCGGUCCCCAUCUGUUGGGCGUUUGCCAGUUAGCAAUGGUCGAGUUCCACAUUCAACAUCUUCUUCUCGCCCCAGCUCUCCUAAUCCACGGCCUCGGGCUCCAGUAAAUUCAGCAUCUUCUUCUCGUCCCAGCUCUCCAAAUCCACGACCUCGAGCUCCAGCAAAUACAGUAUCUUCAUCUCGUCCCAGCUCCCCAAAUCCACGGCCUAGGGCUCCAGUGCGGCCAAUUAAUCUCCCAGAUUUUCCCAAUGAUGUGCCACCAAACCUAAGGACAAAGUUGCCUGAGCGUCCUCUAUCUGCUGGCAGGGCACGUCCAGGAAUGGCACUUACCAUCCGAGCUAGUUCGAAUUCUGAACCAGUGGUUCCUUCUGUUACAAACCGGAGGCUAUCUUUACCAAUUAUUUCUCGGAGCAAGUUCCCAGAAAAUCCACCAAAAGCUCCUCUACAUAGCAAUGGACACUAUGCUAAUUCAUCUGAUAACCAAAAGCCUGUGGGUUCUGAAGCUGGACCUCGCAGGAAUAUUAAACCGGUUUCCUCUACAGAGAACACCGGAUUUGGAAGAACAAUCUCAAAGAAGUCACUCGACAUGGCUAUUAAGCAUAUGGACAUUCGACAAAGCUUGGGGGGCAUUCGGGGUGCAUCAAUCUUUCCUCAUAGUAUCCGGUCUGCAGUUCCCAAAGGUCGAACUGCUCGAGUGUCAGAGACUAUUGUUCCUGUCACUAAUGAUGAAAUCCUUGCCGAAAAUGGUAGUUAUGAUGGAACCUCUGGGGACUUCAAUGGAGGCGUAUUGUAUAACAUGAACACCAGUACCAAGUCUCCAGACAGGGAAAACCUUAUGAGAAGGGAGAGAAUGAAUGACAUAGAUCUAUAUGGUAGCUACAGGUACGAUGCGAUGCUGACAAAAGAGGACUUAAAGAAUGCAAGCUGGCUUCUAAGUGCCGAUGAUAAAUCUGAUCAAGGCUCUCUGUUUGAUCACCGAUUUGAGCCUCUUCCGGAACCUUUUUGAUCCUCUAUAACAGUUUGGUUCUUGUUCUCUGUGCUCCGUGCAUUUGUGAUGGUUGAUUGGUGAUAUGCUGUUCUGUUGUUUGGUAACCCAUGUUUUAUCAAAGGCUUGUUUCUCUUUAUUACUAGAGGCUGUUGAUGUGGAUAUAUGUUUUAUCCAAUUGAUAUUAACAGAUCAGAAUACCUGAUCCAAUCCACAAUGUAAUACAUAUUCCAUUUUGGUUCCUAAGACUGAUGUUAUUGUCAAACAUUGGUUUUAUUGUAAUGGCUAAUUUAGUGGACUGGUGACAGUUUCAGUGUGCCA